AUGUUCGGGGACGUGUACAACAAUCGCAGCCAUUCGCUGCCGGACAGCCCCGCGGGUGGCGAGCCCUCGCCUUUGCUGACUCGUCUCCUCAUUCCCGGCGAGCAGGACGCCGAGGACGGUUCGGGUUCAGCCGCGAGGACGACGACGCGCGAUGGGCACGGCGAGCCGCCGCCGUCGUCGUCAGGAGCGGAUAUCGACAUCCGAAGGUCGCCGGCGGGCGUCGAGUCGGAGUCGUCGCGCCGUCCCCUGCUCGGAGGAGGCGACUCGCCUCGCGGCGUCGACCCCGCGUCGCGUCCCCUCCAUCGCGACGCGCCGCUCCCGUCGACGUCAUCCACCGACAGGAUCUACGCGUUCGAUCCGUGGACCAAGGUCCCCGUCAUCCUCCGCAGGCGCCCAUCCCACGACCACGACGACGACGACGACGACGACCGCGCCCGCCCGCCUCGCGUCCUCGUCCUCAGGUGGUGCUGGCUACCGGAAGAUCCCAGCUGGUGGGUCGCGUUCUGCUACCUCGUCGGGUCCGUCGGCUUCGCCACGGGCGCGCUCGCCUCGUGCUUCGAACGCGUCGUCGACUCUCCCCACGCGUACCUCGCGCUCGAGGUGACGCCCUACGUCCUCGGGGGCUGCGCGUUUUUGGCGGCGUCGGUGCUCCUCGUGUUCACGUCGUACGAGGCUCGAUACGGCGAACCCGGGAGGGCGGAUCGGAGACGGGUGGCGACGCGACACGCGUUCUUGGGGCACGCGGGACGCGAGUGGCAGCUCCGCGCGGCGGUGGGGGAGGCGCGCGGGGUGGUCGGGUCGGUCGGGGUACACGCGCCGGUGACGGACGCGGACAGGUCCGAGAUGCACACGCUCACGGCGGCCAUGGCGGAGGCGCGAGCGCUGUGGCUCGCGAACGACAGCUGGACGCGGCGACGCCGAGCGCUGGAGCUCGUCGGUUCGCUCGUCAUGUUGCUCGGCGUCUGCUUGUACAAGGUGAUGGUGUUCACCAUGCUGGCGAGGGCGUUGUUGGGGGACGAGCGCAUCGGGGGUUGGAGCGAGCGUAAGGAGAAUUGGUUGAUGUUCUACCCGUGCGUGGUUGGAUCGGUGGCUUUCGUGGCGAGCUCCUACGUCCUGUGGUGCGCCGCGAACCGUUCGUGGCGUCCCCCGUGGUUCCCCUCGUCCACGAGCACGUGGAUCGCCUACCUCUCGCUCGUCGGCUCGUGGUGUUGGGUGUUGGGUUCGGCCAGGGUGUCGCGGGGGUUCGGGGAGCGGACGGCUAAGUGGGUUCCGGGAUCGGCUCCGGGUUGGCCGAUUCCGUUUUUUGGUUUUUUCGUCGGCAGCCUCCUGUUCACGGCGCAGUCGCUGCUGAUGGUGCACGAGAUCGCCGAGAACGAGGAGGAGAACGCGCGGGGUCGGGGUGCGGCGGACGCGGAGGUCGGGGACGUGCGCGCGGGAGGGAGAAAUAGACGAUGAAUCGAUCGAGUUAGUCAACACCGUUUGUGGUGAAAAGUGUCUGAAAAGUAUGUCGCU
Molecule: messenger RNA, 1512 nt
Organism: Micromonas commoda
Lineage: Eukaryota; Viridiplantae; Chlorophyta; Mamiellophyceae; Mamiellales; Mamiellaceae
Exons: 1
Coding region: 1-1455 (484 amino acids)
Source: RefSeq, a predicted model, not a curated record